UGUAUUUUCAGUUCAGGAGCAAGCAGAUAUAUUUCAUUUUACUGUAGUUAUCCAUUUGAUAGUUUCGUAAUAAAAUUAAAGGAAAAUAUUUCGGUUCAUUAUCAUGGUUGCAUUAUGUAUCUAACAAUUAUGCCCGCCAAAAAAGAGAUCGGAGAAUAUCCUAUGUCUAUAGGGCAAUUUUCAAAAAAACUGGUGAACGAAAGCAUCACACUAUAGUACAACAAUCCUCCGUUGACCUGGUCAAGGUUUGUGGACAGGCUACUCGCGUAUAAAUAUAAGUGUGUACCUAGCAACCAUUCAUUAAUUCAUUGUACAUAUUUUUGUGGCUUUAAUAUUUUGAAGUUCUAAUGUUGCACCUCCUCAGGAACGCAUAGAAAGAAAAUGAUGAAGUGAUCUCUUUCGGCUUUUUGAUUUGACACACCUUUUUCCUUUUGUUAUUCUGCACGAGUUCUGUACCAUUGAAAUGUGUGUGUAUUUUGUCGUAUGUAAGAUAACGAAUAUGCACUCUAAGAUAAAAACCUAAUUGUUAUUCAAAGUGUCAACGUUUAAGACUAUUUUGAGAGACCCGUUUUGUCAAGGAUGAACAGCCACAUUGCAUUUUUUAAAUUUCACACACCACUCUUUUCUUUUUUGCUCAACUUCGCUUUCUCCGUCAUUUUAUUCACACAGUUUAGAAUUCCAUAGUAAUGUGAAGUAUUAGUCAUGCCGCACAUACAUGUGAAAGAGGAAAAAUAAAGAAGAACAUUUUCUCAGUUCUAUUACUAUUAUUUUUUUAAUGUCAGAGAGAUGACUAGUGCUCUUAAGAAAUUUUUUAAAAGGUUCUGGCCAUCAGCAAUUAUCAAUCAUGCAUCGAGUAAAGUAUAGAUGUGUUCCUUUGUUACAGUUAAGCAGAAGCUUAUAAAGAAAGUGGAAGGCAAAACUGUCAUAACUAGCAAGAUGAGUCAGUCCGACGACUCUUGUGAAUAUGUGUGAAAGUGUUUGUAAUGACAACUACUGACAUGAGAAGAAGUUGUUAUGGCACAGUUUUCAACUAAACAGCAUUGAAUCAAAACUCAUACUUCAAAAUGUCAUCGUUAAAUUAAAAACAUGUCAGACGAACCAGCAGUUAAGGCUCUCAUUCCAAUGAAGAGUAGGAGUGAUGAUGAUGAUGAAUUUUACAUCUGACAUACAUGCCUGACUAAUGAUCGUGAUAUAAGUGUCAUAAAAGAGCAAGCGAGUCUUGAAAGCCCGCUGAAACUUGCGAUAACCCACAUUAAGAAUUGGUUCAGUCGCAAAACGAUGAUGAUGACGUUCAAAAUAAAUAGUUCGGUUCUACAUAAGAUGGCAAUAAUAUGACAGUUUGUUAUUCAAACUAAAGCAUAACGAGUCCGCGAGAGUACGGAGGCCGAGUUCGAGUCAUAAAAUAAGCAAAACGAGGCAAAGUCCUUGAAACGCGGUCGCGAGUCCGAAUCCCAAGUCUGUUUCGAGUCCCACAAUCUUUUCAAACCUUUUUGGCUCUUGUUAUUUAUAUUUCUUUUCCCCUACAACAUAUCAACCCUAUUAUAACAGAAAAAGUUACACAAUUAAACUUCUAUUAUAUAUCACAUAAUGGUAUUGAAAAAUUGAAAAUUUUCCUGUUGAUUUUUGUAAGAGCUUGAAUCAAUCGGAUUCGAAACAAAAACUCAAGUUCAGGUACGAGUCUAUUGCAAACAUCUCCAGUCCGAAUCCACGGAAAAUUAUACUAGUCUGAAAUCGGACUCGCUGAACAUUUUCCUCGACUAUCUCCUCGUCAGUCUUCAAUUAACAUUUGUUUACUUUCGCCAUCUAGCAAACAACCAGCAAAGUCCGAAUAUCGACCAAGACCGUAGAACUUUCGAAGAGCAGUCAGCUAGCAAGACAAUAAAUCAUGAAUUGGAUCAUGAGAAGGGUAAAGCAUAAUCUUUGCUGAGUUUUUUAUGUGUAUUAGAGCCUCAUAAAUGAAACCUACUGCUCGUCUUGCGCUCUCACAUUGAAGAAGAUCUAAUUGUUUAAUAUCAGAGGUUCUUUCUUUUCUUAGCGUGGCGUGAGCUGACAUUCUAUUCCAGUGAUAAAAUUGUUCAGCCCCAUCAAAUACAUCCAAAAUCUCCAUCAGUUACGACAGACAAUGCAGAUAAACGAGUAUCCGGUUCAAUGUUGGGUAUGGCAAUCGGCGAUGCAAUGGGAGCUCAUGUAGAGUUCCGACCCCGCUCAUUUUUGGAACAAAAUCCAGUAACAGAUCUUGUCGGUGGUGGUACAUGGGGCUUAAAACCUGGUCAAUGGACAGAUGACACCUCCAUGGCUUUAUGUUUGGCUAUCAGUCUCAUCGUUAAACAAGGUUAUAAUGCUUAUGAUCAGCUUGUGAGAUAUAAAUGGUGGUGGAAAGAAGGGUAA
Didymodactylos carnosus is the source of this 2388-nucleotide messenger RNA. Lineage: Eukaryota; Metazoa; Rotifera; Eurotatoria; Philodinida; Philodinidae. The record is from the annotation of a GenBank genome assembly.